This is a messenger RNA of Drosophila elegans, 1029 nucleotides long. RefSeq names its product josephin-like protein (gene Josd). The coding region runs from base 140 to 772 and encodes 210 amino acids. Gene Ontology annotation, biological process: protein deubiquitination. Gene Ontology annotation, molecular function: cysteine-type deubiquitinase activity. Lineage: Eukaryota; Metazoa; Arthropoda; Insecta; Diptera; Drosophilidae. The transcript has a single exon. The record is from RefSeq and is a predicted model, not a curated record.
GCCACCCCUAUUAUUGUUCCAUCCCUAUACCUGGUCCUCGCAACUCACAAACUAUAAACAAUAAAAACCCAAAGCUCCCCUUUUUCUGUGGAGCUAUAACCAGACACGAAUCUGUCACCAUACACCUGACCCGUGCCAAAUGGAACCGGCUGUGGAGAAUUCUCUGCGGGAUUGCGGGAACAGGAACGCGCAACUGCAGGGAAUCUACCACGAGCGACAGACCAGGCACUUGUGCGGUCUGCACGCCCUGAACAACCUGUUCCAGAGUCCGGGAAUGUUCUCCAAGUCGGAGCUGGACGACUACUGCACCACCCUGACGCCGCGCAAUUGGCUGAAUCCGCACCGCUCGUGGAUCGGCUGGGGCAACUACGAUGUCAACGUCAUUAUGUACGCCCUGCAGCAGAGGAAUUGCGAAGCGGUGUGGUUCGACCGCCGGCGGGAUCCACACUGCCUCAAUCUUAGUGCCAUCUUUGGCUUCAUCCUCAAUGUUCCGGUGCAGAUGAGCCUCGGCUACUACGUCUCACUGCCCUUCCAGAUGCGCCACUGGCUGGCACUACGGCGCAUCGAUGGCAGGUACUACAAUCUGGACUCCAAGCUGCGGGAACCCCGAUCCCUGGGCUCCGAGGAUGAGUUCCUCGACUUCCUGCGCAGCCAGCUGCAAAUGGACCAGGAUCCGGAGCUGUUCCUCAUCCUGAACGAAGAGGAUGACCCGGCCACAGACGGGAACGAGAAGAACCAGCAACGUUGGCUGCUCCCUCAGUUCAGGGAUUAAAGUUAUGGUUAUGCAAAUAAAGUUAUAGCGGCGUGGAACGAACCAUUUAUCAGUUAUUCAUUUCUUUUAAGACAUUUAACCGAAAAGUGCCCUAAAAUUCAUGAAAUAUAUUUCAAUUCCCCUUUUUUCACUCUUCUUAAAAUGGAUUUUAUUUGCAAACAUCUUUAAAAUAAUUUAAAAUAGCUAAAUAUUAAGGAAUAUAUAAGUUUUGAUGUACACUUUAAAAUCAUAUUAAAAUGUUUUGAGUCUAAAACCAA